Messenger RNA from Salarias fasciatus (jewelled blenny), 3116 nucleotides. Its product is annotated as seizure protein 6 homolog. Gene Ontology annotation, cellular component: neuronal cell body; endoplasmic reticulum. The record is from RefSeq and is a predicted model, not a curated record. Gene Ontology annotation, biological process: regulation of protein kinase C signaling; synapse maturation. NCBI's taxonomy places the organism in Eukaryota, Metazoa, Chordata, Actinopteri, Blenniiformes, Blenniidae.
AUGCGUCAACCACACGGUAACCAGCUAGGGGCAUCUCACCAGCACCGCGUUCCCGGCCUAAAGCAACAGGAUCCCCGCCGAGGCGACGCAGGGAAGGACGCAGCCCGCGAGACUGAAAGGUCAUUCAGUUUCAUCCAAAGCCAUGGGGUUCACACGCCUUGCUGUGGUGCUGUCUGUCACCAUGGUACACCUUGUUUCAGGCAUGAGCUUCAUGACUCCUGAGCCCGAUACGCCACCAACACCAUCCCCAGACUCCUACCCGCUGGGUGGCCUGAUCCAUGCCGCGCUCCAGAGUAAGGAAUACUUGGGACGGGCGUCUGCGGCCGCUGGCACGACCACCAACCCGACUCAAGCCGUGCCUGGGCUGGGGCAGACGGAGUCGACGGCGACGGCCAUAUCUCCGGGGCUUCUCACCACAGCUUUGAGCUCCUCUUCUGCUGCGAGCCAUGCAGGAUCAAGACCUCUGUCCUCACUGCCCUUAGAGGAGGAAACAACCACCACUCUGAUUACCACCACCACCAUCACCACCAUGCACGUGCCAGUGCAAUGCAACGCAACUUUGUCAGCGAUGGAGGACGUGGUGGAGUCGCCAGAUCCUGCUGCAUCGUCCACCUUUUCUCCGCUGGAGUGCACCUACAGCAUCACAGUGUAUCCAGGCUAUGGCGUUGAAAUCGAGGUGAGGAAGGCAAACCUUUCGAAGGAAGAGUCUCUGUCCAUCAUGGGACACGGGGGUUCGGGACCUGAGCUGUUGGCCAAUGAGACUCUGAUGAAAGAGGGCCAAGUGAUCCGCAGUACGACCAAUCAGGUGUACAUCCACUACCGCAGCCUCCGGCAGACCAACCAUGGCAUGUUCAGCCUCCACUAUCAAGCCUUCCUGCUCUCCUGCCCGUUCCCUCUGUCCCCCGAGAACGGCGGCGUGACGGUGACCGACAUCCAUCCUGGGGGUCAAGCCCACUUCCACUGCGACCCGGGAUUCCAGGUCCGCGGCCAUGAGGUGGCAACCUGUCUCAACGCCACACAACCCCGCUGGAGCACUGCCGAGCCUCACUGUGUCGCCGUGUCUUGUGGAGGGUGGAUUCGUAAUGCGACCGUGGGACGGAUUCUGUCUCCGCCCCCUCCAUCUGUCAGCAACCACAGUAAUGGAAAUAAUCUGAGCUGCCACUUGAUAGAAGCCAAAGAGGGACACAGGCUCCACCUACACUUUGAGAGGAUUGCACUGGAUGAAGAUGACGACAAGAUAGUUGUGCGCGGUGGGAACAACUCGCUGUCUCCACCACUGUUCGACUCGGAUCUGGAUGAUGUCCCAGAGCGUGGGCUGCUGAGUGAGAGCUCCACGCUGUACCUGGAGCUCACAGCUGAUUCCUCCUCCAUCCCUCUGCUGCUGGCGCUGCGAUAUGAGGCCUUUGACGACGAGCACUGCUGGGAGCCCUACAUGCCUCAUGGGAACUUCAGCAGCAGCGACCUCACGUAUCAGCUGGGCACCACCGUCACCUUCACCUGCUCGCCAGGCUUCGUCAUGGAGCAAGGCUCAGCCACCAUUGAGUGCGUCGACCCCAGCAACCCCCACUGGAAUGACAGCGAACCGGUGUGCAGAGCUCUGUGUGGAGGGGAGCUGACCGAGCCCUCGGGCACCAUCCUGUCUCCUGACUGGCCCCAGAGCUACUCCAAGGGGCAGGACUGCGUCUGGCAGAUCCACGGCAACGAGGAGAAACGCAUCGAACUGUACAUCCAAAUCUUGAAUAUUCGCCAAACGGAUGUGCUGACCAUUUUCGAUGGCCGCGAUCUCACGUCUCAUGUGAUUGGCCAGUACCUGGGUUCCAGGGAGCGCUUCUACGUGGUUUCGGGGGGGUCGGAUGUCACCAUUCAGUUUCAGAGCGACGCAGAUGAUUCCAGUUUCAUCUUGAGCCGAGGAUUCCUCAUUCAUUACCACGAGGUGGAGCCGAAUGAAACCUGCCCGGCGCUCCCCCAGAUUGAGUUCGGCUGGAUCAGCUCUUCACACGCGUCCGUGCGAGGCAGCGUCCUGACCUAUCAGUGCCAGCCAGGAUAUGACAUCAGCGGCUCUGACAUCAUCACCUGCCAGUGGGACAUGUCCUGGAGCAGCAGCCCGCCCACCUGUGUCAAAGUUCAGCAGUGUCCUGAUCCGGGCGAGGUGGUGAACGGAGCGCGCUCGGUGCGCCCCGAAGCGGGUUUUGCCGUCGGGACGGUCGUCCGCUUCUCUUGUAACCAGGGUUACCAGCUGGAGGGUCCCAGCCAGAUCUCCUGCCACGGGCGAGACACCGGCACCCCCAAAUGGAGCGACCGCAGCCCCAAGUGUGUCCUGAAAUAUGACCCGUGCUCGAACCCCGGCGUCCCCGACAACGGUUAUCAAACCCUGUACAAGCACAGCUACCAAGCCGGAGAAACUCUGCGCUUCUUCUGCUACGAGGGCUACGAGCUGAUCGGCGAGGUCAUCAUCAGCUGUGUUCCUGGACAUCCGUCCCAGUGGAACAGCCCGCCGCCGUUCUGCAAAGUGGCGUAUGAAGAACUUUUGGAUGAUCACAAAUUAGAAGCGGCGCAGUCCGUCCCGCGGCCCCAUGAGAUCCUGAGUGAGAACAUUGUUUUAGCAAUAAUUGUCCCAAUCAUCCUCGUCAUCCUUCUGAUUGGAGGAAUUUACAUGUACUACACAAACAUAUGCAGACUAGAAUGGAAGCCACUCUUCUGGAAGUCUCUCUCUCACACACACUCCUACAGCCCCAUCACAGUCGAGUCUGACUUCAACAACCCUCUUUAUGAAGCAGGGGAUACACGGGAGUAUGAAGUCUCCAUUUAAAGCAGAAAACAUCUUGGUGAGAAAGGAAACGCAGAAAACAACUCUUUGGGGAGACAGAUCUCUUCUCAUUAUAAGGCCUCACGCCACCUUCUUUCAUGAUUUAUGUUUUUUUGUUUUUUUGUUUGUUUGUUUGUUUGUUUGUUUGUUUGUUUUACUUCAUGGCAUAUCUGGUUCUUUGAUUGAGGAAGUGCUUUAUUUAAACGAGUUGCACUGAUACGGUGGUCCGAAAAAUGUGAGUCCGACUUCACAGUCCAACUUUCUGUAUCUUUUGGGACUGGUGCCUUAUAAAGGGUAAAAAUUGACAACC